Molecule: messenger RNA, 1738 nt
Organism: Pteronotus mesoamericanus
Lineage: Eukaryota; Metazoa; Chordata; Mammalia; Chiroptera; Mormoopidae
Gene: RAB26
Product: RAB26, member RAS oncogene family
Exons: 9
Coding region: 160-930 (256 amino acids)
Biological process (GO): regulation of exocytosis
Molecular function (GO): GTP binding; GTPase activity
Source: RefSeq, a predicted model, not a curated record
GGGGGUGCUGUGGAGAGCUGGGCGCCCAGGAUGCCGCCAGAGCCUACACGCGACGGGUUCGGAUCCGGGUGGAGCUCCGUGUGAGCAGGGAGCAGGGCAGCUGGCUGUUGGUGUGCGGCGGCUGCAGUGGGAGCUCACUGGGUGCCCGCCCCGCCUGCCAUGUCCAGGAAGAAGACUCCCAGGAGCAAGGAGGCCAGCGCGCCCGCUGCCUCAGUGUUGCCCGCCGCCAACGGGCCCCGGCCGGCGCGCCCCAGGACUGCGCGCCCCGGCUCCGAGGCGCCACCCAACGGGCCCCCACAACCCGGCCGGCCCUCGCUUGGCGGUUGUGGCGACUUCUACGACGUAGCCUUCAAGGUCAUGCUGGUGGGAGAUUCAGGCGUGGGGAAGACCUGCCUGCUUGUGCGCUUCAAGGAUGGAGCUUUCCUGGCAGGGACUUUCAUCUCCACCGUGGGCAUCGACUUUCGGAACAAAGUACUGGACGUGGAUGGCAUGAAGGUGAAGUUGCAGAUCUGGGACACAGCUGGCCAGGAGCGGUUCCGCAGUGUCACCCAUGCCUACUACCGUGAUGCACACGCACUGCUACUGCUCUAUGACGUCACCAACAAGGCUUCUUUUGACAACAUCCAGGCCUGGCUGACUGAGAUCCAGGAAUAUGCCCAGCACGACGUGGUGCUCAUGCUGCUAGGGAACAAGGUGGACUCUGCCCAGGAACGUGUGGUGAAGAGGGAGGAUGGGGAAAAACUGGCCAAGGAGUAUGGGCUGCCUUUCAUGGAGACCAGUGCCAAGAUGGGCCUCAACGUGGAUUUGGCCUUCACAGCCAUAGCAAAGGAGUUGAAGCAGCGCUCCAUGAAGGUCCCCAGCGAGCUCCACUUCCAGCUGCACGACUAUGUCAAGAGGGAGGGCCGUAGUGCUUCCUGCUGCAGACCCUGAACCUAGCUGGGUACAGCCACUGGGCUUCCUGCUGGGAGGCCCAGGCUCAGCCUAGUCACUGGAAAAGCUGGUCUACAGGGCCUUCUGACUCAUCAUCCAAUGGUCAAUCCCAGAUUUUCCAGGACUCUCAGGCUAAGCCUAGCCCUUCUCUUGUCUGGGUGGCAAUCUUUGUAGCCUCAGUCGUAACAAAUGGGCUUCAGGGAGCUAGCAGGCAUGCGGACGUUCUUCACCUGCUGACAGCUAAGACCCUCAAGGGAAAGCAACUGUAAAAAGGGUAGGCGAUGCAAGGCACCUGGUGCUCUCUGCUGCCCCCUUCUGGACAGAACUCAGCCUUGAGUUUAGAGAGCAGUCCCUAACCCUUUAAAAAGCCAUGUCUUCAGCUGCACAUGCUUCCCAGGCAGAGAACAGCAAGGUUCCUGCCAAGGCUCCAAGCUGAGGGCUUCACUGAGAAUCACAUGCGUUUGUGCCAAGGACCAGGGGCGCGUGCUCACAGCCCAUACUAGGAGGCUCUGGUUUCAUCAACAGGGUCUUCCUCUCAAUUUCCCUUUAAGGAUGCCAAGACUGUGGCUUUGUAACACAAGGAAUAGCAUGUGGUAGAUUGCAGAAAUGUCAGGUAAACUAGGAUUACCAGCUGUUGCCUACUGACCAGGGUACCAUCUCAGCAGGCCAUGGCAAUGGGCAUGGUUUAUGUACAGUUCAGGCCUAUACUUGGCAAGGUCAAGCCGAGGGGGCUGGUAAUGCACUACAUCUUAUACUAAAAUCUUCAAGUCUUUUGAUUGAGGGCCUUUGUUUUCAGUCCUAGUGAAUA